This is a messenger RNA of Lactuca sativa (garden lettuce), 2102 nucleotides long. RefSeq names its product histone-lysine N-methyltransferase ASHH3. Lineage: Eukaryota; Viridiplantae; Streptophyta; Magnoliopsida; Asterales; Asteraceae. The record is from RefSeq and is a predicted model, not a curated record. Gene Ontology annotation, cellular component: nucleus. Gene Ontology annotation, molecular function: protein binding; histone methyltransferase activity.
UCAGACCUUGAAAUCACCAGUUAAAGACUCGGGUGGAGCCGGUUUCAUUUGCAGAAAGAACGCAAACACAACAAAAUCUAAUCUUGCAUCACUUCCGGCGAACGCUGUUGCGUGGGGGCGUACAAACUCCCAACUACUAGAUCGACUUCUCUUUCUCUCACUCCGCUCCGAUUCCGUUCAACCCCUGCCGCCGGUAGUUUCUUCAACUCCAGUCUCCACUCUCUUCUAUUCUUCGUCCUUUCCGUCACUCUGGAUUUUAUAUAGAGAUUGAGUAAACCCCCAAUCGUUGACGGCAACAGGGUUUUCGAAACCCAUUACCCCUCUAUCUAUCUAAUCCACGUUCAAUCCUCCCUCUUUCUCAAAGCAGUUAAAAAAAUUCACCCACAUUCACUCACUCCGUGUAUCAGGAUUUGCAACGGCGAUGUGGCGGACGGCUAGGGUUUUUUCUUGAGGUUUGUUAUGGAAUAGGACUGGAAUUUUUGAAAAUAUAAGAGGAUAAUUCCGUCUAUAAAUUCGUUUUAGAUCUGAAUCAUUGUAUAAAAGCCAUGUUACCAUUCCUCAUUUCGCUGCAAUUUCCAAUGAGUUUUCCACGAGACUCCAUUUGCGUCGAUUUCGCCUUUUACUGAUUAGCAACAUUAUCACCAACAAUAUAAGAAAGCUCCACGUCUUCUAAUACCAAGCCCUUUCUUUGGUCUAGGAAAAUUUCGAAACUGCAUAUUCAAGUACGCCAUGCCUGCCAUGAAGAAGAAGACUGAACCUGGUGAUAUGAGGCAAUUGUUUGAAAGACUGACGAAGGAGAUUGGAGAACCUGUCGAAUUUGAACUUCCUGAUUGGUUGAAUAAAUGGAAACCUAACUAUACCAUCAUAAAACGCAAUAUAUAUCUAACAAAGAAGGUUAAGAAACGAGUAAGAGUAGAAGAUGAUGGAAUAUUCUGCUCUUGCACUUCAACACCAGGUUCUUCUGCUGCUUGUGGUAGAGAUUGCCACUGUGGGAUGCUAUUGUCAAGCUGUUCAUCAAACUGUAAAUGUGAUGAUUCAUGCCUCAAUAAACCAUUCCACAGACGACCUAUGAAGAAGAUGAAGAUAGUGCAGACUGAAAAAUGUGGGUCAGGGGUUGUUGCUGAGGAAAAUAUCAUGCAAGGAGAGUUUAUUAUUGAAUAUGUGGGAGAAGUUAUUGAUGACAAAACAUGUGAGGAAAGGCUAUGGAGAAUGAAGAGACAAGGAGAGACAAACUUUUAUUUGUGUGAGAUUAAUCGUGACAUGGUGAUUGAUGCUACAUUCAAAGGAAACCAAUCAAGAUAUAUAAAUCAUAGUUGUUCUCCAAAUACCGAAAUGCAAAAAUGGAUGAUUGAUGGUGAAACAAGAAUCGGGAUUUUUGCAACUCGGGAUAUAAAGAAGGGGGAACAAUUAACCUAUGAUUACCAGUUUGUGCAGUUUGGUGCAGAUCAAGAUUGUCAUUGUGGUGCAAAAGGGUGUAGACUGAAACUGGGAGUCAAACCUAAUAAGUCAAAAUUUCCUUCUUCAGAUGCUGCUUUAAAGAUUGUUGCAUGUCAGGUGGCUAUAAAUUCUCCAAAAGUAAAAGCAGUUCUUUAUGGGAAAGAUGCUUACAAGAAUGGUGUUGGACAACAAGCAUAUUCGAGAAAUGCCAUUGAUGAAAUAAGAAUUCCUCAUAAUUGCAUAGGGGAAGUUGUCAGAAUAGUACGCCCUGCUUCAGAGAGGACUUUUGGUAUGAUCAAGCGGUUUGACAUCAAUACAAGAAAACACUUUAUCAUUUUUGAAGAUGGUGUGACUGAGCUUCUUGAUUUGGCGCAAGUUGAUUGGGAGCUUUGUAACUUAGCAAGCUUUUUACAGGGGUAAAACCGUAAAAAAUUCACUCGAAACUGACAAAAUGGUCAAACCCGCAGUGAGUUUUUUUUUUUAGGGUGCAAAUUCUUUUUUAAGAGGUGUUGCUGAAUGUAAAAAGACCUUGGGUCUAUCCUCCUCGUAUAUGUUGUUUGUUGUUUAUUAGUGAUUUUUUGAACUCUUGAACACCAGAAACCGUUUAAUUCUUUGUAAAUUUGCUUUGAUAGUUGUGAACGAAAUAUUGUUUUUGGUUAGCCUAA